AUGGAUAACGAAAAUGUCAUCGACCCGCCCACGCCCUGGCAUGCUGCUUACCCAGCGCCCAGAAAUCCCGCUGCCACUAUUUGCCGGGAAGAAGUUCUUCGUAUGAUGAAGCAGAGCGCGGAAACUGCCAGCAAAAACUAUGUCCUUGUAGAUCUGCGUCGCAGUGACUAUCAGGGCGGAACCAUCCGCGAUUCAAUCAAUCUUCCCGCGCAGAGCCUGUAUCCCACUAUACCCACCUUAUACGCACUCUUCAAAGGAGCGGGCAUACGUCAAGUUAUAUGGUACUGCGGCUCUUCUAAAGGACGAGGUGCGCGUGCUGCUGGUUGGUUCGCCGAUUACAUUGAAGACCAAGGAGAUACGCAAAUGAAGAGUGUCGCCCUGGCUGAGGGUAUUAAGGGAUGGGCGACGUCGGCAGGCGGCGAGUAUGUCGAGCAUAUGGUUGAAUUUGAUCCCAGCGCAUGGUCGUGA
Messenger RNA from Paraphaeosphaeria sporulosa, 468 nucleotides. RefSeq lists its product as uncharacterized. The coding region runs from base 1 to 468 and encodes 155 amino acids. The transcript has 3 exons. Lineage: Eukaryota; Fungi; Ascomycota; Dothideomycetes; Pleosporales; Didymosphaeriaceae. Gene Ontology annotation, molecular function: protein tyrosine phosphatase activity. Gene Ontology annotation, cellular component: nucleus; cytoplasm. The record is from RefSeq and is a predicted model, not a curated record.